Molecule: messenger RNA, 2014 nt
Organism: Labeo rohita (rohu)
Lineage: Eukaryota; Metazoa; Chordata; Actinopteri; Cypriniformes; Cyprinidae
Gene: acad8
Product: acyl-CoA dehydrogenase family, member 8
Exons: 11
Coding region: 26-1285 (419 amino acids)
Biological process (GO): lipid metabolic process
Molecular function (GO): flavin adenine dinucleotide binding; acyl-CoA dehydrogenase activity
Source: RefSeq, a predicted model, not a curated record
CGACUGAACGCGUCACUCAGUCAACAUGGCGGCGGCUAGGGCACUCGCAAGAGGUGUCCGUUUGGGUUCAUACAGCAUCGGUAGAAGUCGUAGUUUAAUAUUUAACACUGUACAGAAACGAGGAAUAGCAGCUUGCAUUGACCCCUCUAUAGGACUCACAGAUGAACAGAAAGAGUUUCAGAAGGUGGCAUUUGACUUUGCUGCCAACGAGAUGGCACCACAUAUGGCAGAAUGGGACCAAAAGGAAAUUUUCCCUGUGGAUGCCAUGAGGAAAGCCGCCCAGCUGGGGUUUGGUGGGAUUUAUGUGAACCCUGAUGUUGGGGGAUCGGGACUCUCUCGUCUAGACACUUCUAUCAUAUUUGAGGCUUUAUCCACAGGCUGUGUCAGCACUACCGCAUACAUCAGUAUUCACAACAUGUGUGCCUGGAUGAUAGACACAUUUGGAAACAAUGAGCAGAGGGAGAAAUUCUGUCCUGAUCUUUGCUCAAUGCAAAAGUUCGCUUCAUACUGUCUCACAGAACCUGGUAGCGGGAGUGAUGCCGCUUCGCUUCUAACCAGUGCAAAACUCAAAGGAGAUCAUUAUAUCCUGAAUGGCUCCAAGGCGUUCAUCAGUGGAGGUGGAGACACAGAUGUUUAUGUGGUCAUGUGUAGGACAGGUGGGAAGGGACCUAAGGGCAUCUCCUGCCUGGUGGUUGAAAAAGGAACCCCUGGGCUCAGCUUCGGCAAAAAAGAAAAGAAGGUAGGUUGGAACUCGCAGCCAACCCGAGCCGUGAUAUUUGAGGACUGCGCUAUCCCAGUGACCAAUCGGCUUGGAGCAGAGGGGGAGGGCUUCAACAUUGCCAUGAAAGGCCUUAAUGGAGGCAGAAUUAAUAUUGCUUCUUGCUCUCUUGGAGCAGCUCAUGCUUCUGUGCUUCUGGCUCGAGAUCACAUGUGUGUGCGUAAACAGUUUGGAGAAACACUAUCAAACAGCCAGUUCCUGCAGUUUAGGCUGGCUGAGAUGGCCACUAAGCUGGUAGCUUCUCGGCUGCUGGUGCGUCAGGCGGCGAUGGCUCUGCAAGAGGGCCGACCGGAGGCCGUCUCGCUCUGCUCAAUGGCCAAACUCUUUGUGACCGAUGAAUGUUUUUCAAUAUGUAACCAGGCCUUACAGAUACAUGGAGGUUAUGGUUACCUAAAGGACUAUGCAGUGCAGCAGUAUGUCAGAGACAUUAGAGUACAUCAGAUAUUGGAGGGUACAAAUGAAGUGAUGAGGAUGAUCAUUGCAAGAAGUUUGCUCACUGAAUCAUGAUGCUCAUAAAUGGAUUCCUGUACGGGACAAAACAGUUUGUGUCUUCAUUAUCUAAAAGGUUCAUCACAGGUGUAGGGUUGAGUGACUGUUAUAUAUUUAUAUGUCCCACCUGUGACUAGAGAUUACUGAUCUUUCACACUCCACCGUCUGUUGAUCUUGAUCAUGAGAUGUUGACAGUAUUUCACGGAGAACAUUCAGACAGUUUGUGCCUUAAACUUGUGAAUUAGUAAAUCUAGAUUACAGUGUUUAUUAUAAUAACACACUGAGGAAUUUGGCUGGUUUACGGUCAAAAUACUGGCAGGUUACAAAAUGUAAAGAGAAACACUGGCACAUAAAAAUAAAGCAUUUACAAAGGUUACUGAAACACUAGUUUAGUUGAAAUCAUAUAAUUGUGAUUAAAUCCUCAAAAAUAACCCUUUUAUGUACAUUUAGAUAUCAGAUUAGUUAAAUUCAGUACCCUAUUUUUUUAAUCACAGACAUCUGUCUUUGUGAGAUGAUUUUCAGAGCACGAAAGAUCAAAUCAAUACAAGUGAGGUUUAUAUUGUAUGCUCUAAGAAUGUGUAUAAAUCUGACCCUCGUAUUAUUUUUAAAAAUGGCUCUUGUGACUUGUGCACCCUGUGAAAUUAAAAAAAAAAAGUGUUUGGGUUUCACCUGAAAAUCUGACUUGUAUGUUUUGUCAACAUGAGUUUAUAAUCUCCAAGUUGAUAAGAAUUAAAACACUAUAUAUUA